This is a messenger RNA of Triticum turgidum subsp. durum (durum wheat), 423 nucleotides long. The record is from the annotation of a GenBank genome assembly. Lineage: Eukaryota; Viridiplantae; Streptophyta; Magnoliopsida; Poales; Poaceae.
AUGGCGCGCUGGGCCAUCGCCAUCCACGGAGGCGCGGGCGUGGACCCCAACCUGCCAGAGCACCGCCAGGAGGAGGCCAAGCGCGUGCUGGCCCGGUGCCUGCAGGUCGGCGUCGACCUGCUCCGGGCUGGUGCGACGGCGCUGGACGUCGUGGAGGCCGUGGUGCGCGAGCUGGAGACGGACCCCUGCUUCAACUCGGGCCGCGGCUCCGCGCUCACACGCGCCGGCACCGUCGAGAUGGAGGCCAGCAUCAUGGACGGCCGCGGCCGCCGCUGCGGCGCCGUCUCCGGUGUGUCCACCGUUAAAAACCCCGUGUCCCUGGCCCGGCGCGUCAUGGACAAGUCCCCACACUCCUACCUCGCCUUCGACGGCGCCGAGGAUUUCGCGCGCGAGCAGGUAAUCCAUCAAUUAACGCCGAUAUGA